Molecule: messenger RNA, 3315 nt
Organism: Scleropages formosus (Asian bonytongue)
Lineage: Eukaryota; Metazoa; Chordata; Actinopteri; Osteoglossiformes; Osteoglossidae
Gene: gucy2f
Product: guanylate cyclase 2F, retinal
Exons: 18
Coding region: 1-3315 (1104 amino acids)
Biological process (GO): intracellular signal transduction; receptor guanylyl cyclase signaling pathway; cGMP biosynthetic process
Cellular component (GO): plasma membrane
Molecular function (GO): protein kinase activity; ATP binding; peptide receptor activity
Source: RefSeq, a predicted model, not a curated record
AUGCAUUACACGUUUUACCCCUUUGGAGGCUUUCAGUGGGACUUCUACACCUAUCCACUUCGCCCCAUCAUUAGAAGAAGGCACAGCCUAACUAUGAUUCCACUAUGUAACUUUGUGGUAUGGGUAAUUCUAGUGGUGCUGACGUUUCCUUGUUGUAUUCAGGGUCUCAUCUUCAAAGUGGGAAUCCUUGGGCCAUGGAAUUGCGACCCAGUCUUCUCAAAGGCCCUUCCUGGGCUAGCAGCUAAACUGGCUGUGAGCAGGAUCAACGAGGACUUCAGCCUAGAUCUGGGUUAUAACCUUGACUUUAUGAUUCUCCAGGAGCCUUGUGAAACAUCAAAAGCCCUGACCACAUUCAUCCAGUACGAGAAUGUGGUACAGGCAUUCAUUGGUCCUGCCAAUCCUGGUUAUUGUGACGCAGCAACACUUUUGGGAAAAAACUGGAACAAGGCCAUGUUCUCCUGGGCGUGCAUCAAUUAUGAGCUUGACCGGACAGAGGUUUACCCUACAUUUGCCAGGACUCUGCCCUCACCCACCCGGAUUCUGUAUGCCAUGUUAAAGUAUUUCAAGUGGGCACACAUUGGGGUUGUUUCUUCCAAUGAAGACAUCUGGGUGGACACCGCCAACAAAGUUGCAAACUCCCUCAGGAGCUUGGGCCUUCCUGUUGGCAUAGUGUCCUCUAUGGGCGACAACUCCACAGAGAUGGAAAGCACUCUAAGGAAAAUUGAAGAAGCUGGAGCCAUAAAAGUUGUUAUCAUGUGCAUGCACUCCAUGCUGAUGGGGGGUGAGCAGCAGGCCGCCUUCCUGGAGAAAGCCCACGAGAUGGGGCUCACAAAGGGGAAGUACAUCUUUGUGCCGUACGACACCCUGCUCUACAGCCUACCCUACGCCGACAUCUCAUAUGCCGUUCUGCAGAACAACACCAAGCUGCAGCAGGCCUUCGAUGCGGUGCUCACCGUCACUGUUGCAUCUGAGCAGAUGUCGUUCAACGAGGCCUUCAACAUGGCUAGACGACUGGGAGAAAUCACCAUGUCGCACGACCCUCAGAACGUUUCCCCAUUGUUUGGAACCAUCUACAAUGCUAUCUACCUGGUUGCCAAAGCCAUGCAUAAUGCCAGGAGGGCUGGACAGUGGCUGUCUGGGUCCAACAUUGCCUUCUUCACCAGAAAUGUGACGUUCACAGGUUUCAACCAGAACAUCCGUAUAGACAGCCAAGGUGAUGGUGUCACCAGCUACGUGAUCCUGGACACAGAUGGCCAGGGGUCUCAGCUGUACCAUACCUACCUUGUGGACCUGGCUGCAGAUGAGCUUGCCUUUGCUGGCCGGUCCAUUCACUUUCCAGGGGGCUCUCCACCAUCUGGUGACUCCAGCUGCUGGUUUAACCCUGAAGGGAUCUGCACAGGAGGAGUGGAGAUCACCUAUGUCAUUGUGGUGUUUGUGACGAUCUUCAUUCUGGCUGUAGGCAGUAUGGGUUUAACUUUGCUUAUCAGGAGGCGAAUUCAGCAAAUCCAGCUUGUGAAAGGGCCCAAUCGGAUCCUGCUAACAUUAGAUGACCUUACCUUCAUCAACCCUCAGCUCAGUAAGAAGAAAAUAACCUUGGAUGACCUGAGCGAAUCAAAAAGCAUAAUGGAGGAUAAGUCGAUGGAUCAUUCUGUGAACAGUAUAACAACAGCCACUCAUGAAACCACCAAUGUAGCUGUCUUUGAGGGUGAUUGGGUUUGGUUGAAGAAGUUUGAGGAUGGUCACUUCAAAGAGGUGAAGCCAAGCACAACAAAAAUUUUUAUGAAGAUGAAGGAUCUCCGCAAUGAGAACGUGAACCCGUUCCUGGGGUUCUUUGUGGAUGACAACAUGUUUGCUGUAGUGACGGAACACUGCUCCCGUGGAAGCUUGCAGGACCUCCUUCGCAACGACGACGUCAAGCUUGACUGGAUGUUCAAGUCAUCUCUGCUGCUAGACCUCAUCAAGGGCAUAAAGUACCUGCACCAUCGGGAGUUUGUCCAUGGGCGCCUGAAGUCCCGUAACUGCGUGGUGGAUGGACGCUUUGUCUUGAAGAUCACUGACUAUGGCUACAACGAGUUGCUUGAAUCUCAGAAAGCCCCACGAGGACAAUAUGCACCUGAAGAUCUGUUCUGGACAGCCCCGGAGCUGCUCCGGGACCUGGACAACUCCAGGAAGGGUACUUUCAAAGGGGAUGUGUACGCCUUCGCUAUCAUUCUGCAGGAGGUGGUUGUCCGUGGACCUCCAUACUGCAUGCUGGGUCUGAGCCCUGAAGAAAUCAUCAGGAAGGUGAAGAAACCUCCACCCAUGUGCAGACCCACCGUGGCCCCCGACCAGGCACCGCUGGAAUGCAUCCAGCUGAUGAAGCAGUGUUGGAGCGAGCAGCCCGACCGCAGGCCCCCAUUUGAUGAGAUCUUUGACCAGUUUAAGAUCAUCAACAAGGGUAAGAAGACCAACAUCAUUGACUCCAUGUUGCGCAUGCUGGAGCAGUAUUCCAGCAAUCUGGAGGACUUGAUCCGAGAGAGGACUGAGGAGCUGGAGGUGGAGAAACAGAGAACAGAGAAGCUCCUGUCUGAGAUGCUGCCGCCGUCUGUCGCAGAGGCCCUGAAGACUGGUGGCACGGUGGAGCCCGAGUACUUUGAUCAGGUCACCAUUUACUUCAGCGAUAUUGUUGGCUUCACCACCAUCUCCUCCCUCAGCGACCCCAUCGAGGUGGUGGACCUCCUUAACGACCUCUACACACUGUUUGACGCUGUGCUGUGCAAUCAUGAUGUCUACAAGGUGGAGACCAUUGGUGAUGCCUACAUGGUGGCCUCUGGUCUACCGAAGAGAAACGGCAACAAGCACGCGGCGGAGAUCGCCAACAUGUCCCUGAACAUCCUCAGCUCUGUGGGCACCUUCCAGAUGCGCCACAUGCCUGAAGUACCCAUCAGGAUACGCAUUGGCAUCCACUCAGGGCCAUGUGUUGCUGGCGUGGUGGGUCUGACCAUGCCUCGUUACUGCCUUUUCGGAGAUACUGUCAACACCGCCUCCCGUAUGGAAUCCACCGGACUGCCUUACAGAAUCCAUGUGAACAUAAGCACAGUGAACAUCUUACGUUCUCUGAACGAAGGCUACAAGAUUGAACUCAGGGGCAAAACAGAGCUGAAGGGCAAAGGCAUUGAGGAGACAUACUGGCUUGUGGGAAAAUCCAACUUCUUUCAGCCUCUGCCGAAACCUCCGGAAAUAAAACCAGGGGACAACUGGCAGGAAAUGGUGACAGAGGAGAUCAAGUCGAUAUUCCGCAAGGCCAAACGGCAGGUGGACAAGCCCAAGAUCUGA